Molecule: messenger RNA, 456 nt
Organism: Nannochloropsis gaditana CCMP526
Gene: BUB1
Product: checkpoint serine/threonine-protein kinase
Exons: 6
Coding region: 1-456 (151 amino acids)
Biological process (GO): mitotic spindle assembly checkpoint signaling; meiotic sister chromatid cohesion, centromeric
Molecular function (GO): protein kinase activity
Source: RefSeq, a predicted model, not a curated record
AUGCCAUCCGACAGUCAGGAGGCGACACUCGUGUUGGAACGCUGUGCCCGCCGCUUUCAAGAAGAAGCUCUGUACAAACAGGAUCCCCGGUAUCUGAAGAUUUGGAUCAGCUACGCCGACCGAUUGAGCAGUCCCGGAGAAAUUUUCAAGUUUCUGCACAAGAAGAAGAUCGGAACGACGCAAGCCCUCUUCUGGGCCGCCUGGGCUUUUGUGGCGGAGAAGUCGGGGAACUUCUCCCUCGCAGACAAGCUGUACACCAAGGGCAUCGAGCUCCACGCGCUGCCCAUCGAGCUGCUGGCAGAGCGUCGGCAUCACUUCCAAAGGCGCAUGUCGCGGCACUGGCUGAGAUUGAACGAGGAAGGACGCGCGGCGGCGUUCGAGGGCGGAGAUGAAGGCGGGCCGGAGGGCAGGGGAGGGAGAAGCGCACUGGCGACGAAGAAAGAGAAGAGGCGGUAA